Molecule: messenger RNA, 1551 nt
Organism: Melitaea cinxia (Glanville fritillary)
Lineage: Eukaryota; Metazoa; Arthropoda; Insecta; Lepidoptera; Nymphalidae
Gene: Con
Product: connectin
Exons: 2
Coding region: 1-1551 (516 amino acids)
Molecular function (GO): protein binding
Source: RefSeq, a predicted model, not a curated record
AUGGAGCGAAGGAUAGCGCGGAUAAUAUACAUCUUCAUAAUAUUAGCUCUGGUAAAUGAAAUGUCGAUCGCCGUUCAAGCGAGAGAUAAUAACAAAAGGCGGAGUAAAGAAAAAACGGGAGGAUUUCAAAACAAUAUCUGCGACAUUACCGAUCGAGAUUCUAAAGUACAUUGCUACUGUGAAAAUACAAGAGAACCUAGAAAUGCAACAAAAGCCGAGUGUUGGGUGUUCAAUGGCGGUAUACCCCGUGACGACCUCAUCUGGCAAAGUUUUGCGUCACAACCAACUUUGCAAACUUUGUCUUUUAACGUCCGUGUCGAUGGCGCGCUAGGCUACGUGCCGACCAAAGCGCUGCAAUACUUACCAAGACUUAAAUCUAUAAAUAUUAAAUAUGGUAAUAUAGUCGAUGUCAGCUCUUAUGCGUUCGCAAAUUUAACAAAUUUGAAAGAGGUAUCAAUAUCACAAAAUCAGAUCGAAACUUUGCAACAGUAUGCAUUUGCGUAUCUUCCAAAUUUGACUGUGGUUAAUUUAGAAGAAAAUAUGAUUUUAGAAAUCGGAAGGGAUUCAUUUUUCGAUGUACCGAAAUUACAAAAACUCGUUUUUACCAAAAACAAUAUUUCAACAAUUAGUAAUGGUGCAUUUCAAUACGCCUUCAAUCUCUUAGAACUGGAUUUAAACAAGAACAACAUAUUCCAUCUGAAUCGCCACACAUUUGACGGAUUAGCCAACUUAAGGAAAUUGGAUCUCAGACGAAAUCGUAUUUACAACUUGACCGAAUUCACGUUCGCCGAACUGUGGAAUUUACAAGAGUUGCUUCUGGGAAAGAACGAAUUAAAAUAUAUAUCGGAGCGGGCGUUCGAUGGUUUAUCCCAACUCCGAAAGUUGUCCCUCGAUGAUAAUAAACUGGCGUCGCUUCCCUCCGGUUUAUUCGAGGGCGUAAGGGGUCUCAGCUCCCUAGAUUUGCGUUCCAAUGAACUACACGCUUUAACUUUCGACAACAUCAAGCCCAUAUUGGAUAAUUUGAAGCCUUCAGGCAGCAAUUUGCUACUCGAAGAAAACAACUUCGUUUGCGACUGCAGGCUGCAGUGGAUGCAUAUAUUACGAAACGAAACAAAAAGCCAAAAUACGAAAGAUUCGUUGGAAAGUGUCACGUGCAAAAUGGAUCCACCGAUAGUCAGCUCCGCAUACAAUAAAAUGCCCGAUAUCAGUAUAAAUAUUAACCAGAACUCACUACACUCAGAUACAAAUUUAGAUAAAUUUGUUAAAACGAAUCUAACAGAUAAGAAAACUGAUGAAAUACAAGAUAUAAUCAACGAAUUAAAUGUUAAGAAAGCUGUUAAAAGGAAUGUGUUAAAAAUUCCACCGGAGACAUUGCCGUGUCCUGCAGAAACUAAAAAAACUACUGAGAUACCGUUCAUAGUAGAUCCAGUGAUUCCGAUUCAAAACGAAAUGAAAACUUUUAGAUUUCAAGAGAUGAACGCUGCUCGUAACACGUCUUUCGUUUUCGGUCUAGUAUUAUGGAGUGUCUGUUUUGUGUUCUUCUUUACUUAG